Molecule: messenger RNA, 331 nt
Organism: Drosophila eugracilis
Lineage: Eukaryota; Metazoa; Arthropoda; Insecta; Diptera; Drosophilidae
Gene: IM18
Product: immune-induced peptide 18
Exons: 1
Coding region: 82-291 (69 amino acids)
Source: RefSeq, a predicted model, not a curated record
AAUCCCAGGGGCAAUAGUAGGGGUAUAAAAGCUCUCAUUGCGCCGGAGCUUGGCAUUCAGAAACUUUUCAGAUUGCCAACCAUGAAGCUGUUUGCCCUGUGCUGCCUCCUAUUCUUGGGUCUUCUCUCCUGCCUGCCCACUUCCACAGUGGCCUUGCCAUCUCGUCACACUGGCCCUGGUUCUGGAUCUAGUUAUGGAUCCGGCAAUCCCUUCAGAAAUCUAGGCCCAGCGCAACGACCAAUUAUCUACGACUCACCGGUCGGCAAACCAUCCAAUACCAUGUACGCUUAAACGAUAACAAUAAAACAUUAAAAGAUUUGUAACAGCAGAA